AUGACUUUUGAUCUUCUUGCUCUUGGAAACCCUCUUCUUGAUCUUCAAGCUGAUGUUGAUGCCGAGUACUUGGCCAAGUACGACCUCAAGGCCAAUGAUGCUAUUCUCAUUGAAGAUAAGCACAAGCCUAUUUUCGACGAGGUCAUGGCUCAACCUAAGGUUCAUAUUUUGGCCGGAGGUGCUGCUCAAAAUGCUGCUCGUGGUGCUCAAUACUUGUUGCCUGCCAAUUCGGUUAUCUACUUCGGAUCGGUCGGUCAAGAUAAAUACGCUGAGUUGUUGACUAAAGCCAAUGACGAGGCUGGUGUUUACUCUAACUACAUGGUUCAAAAGGACAUUCCUACUGGUAAAUGUGCUGCUCUUAUUACUGGCAACGACCGUUCUCUUGUCACUGACUUGGCUGCUGCUAACCACUAUAAAUUGGACCAUCUCAAGGCUCCUGAGAACUGGAAGUAUGUCGAGGAGGCUAAGGCUUUCUAUGUUGGAGGUUUCCACUUGACUGUUUGUCCUCCUGCUAUUAAUGCUCUUGGUGAACAUGCUGCUGAAACCAACAAGAUCUUCAGCAUCAACUUGUCUGCUCCUUUCUUGCCUCAAUUCUUCAAGGAGCCUCUUGAUGCUUCUUCUCCAUACUGGGACUACCUUAUUGGUAACGAGAGCGAGGCUCUUGCUUAUGCCGAGUCUCACGGUUUAGACACAAAGGACAUUACCGAGAUUGCUAAACACAUUGCUCUGCUUCCCAAGAAGAAUACCAAGAGAGACCGUGUUGUUGUUAUCACUCAAGGUCUUGACGAUACUAUCGUUGUUAUUGGUGAUGUUAACAACAAGACCACUACUGUCCACACCUUCCCAGUUCACCCCAUCUCCAGUGAAGACAUUGUCGAUUCUAACGGUGCUGGUGACGCCUUUGCCGGUGGUUUCCUCGCCGGUCUUGUCAGCGGCAAGCCUCUUGCCGAGUCGGUCGAUAUGGGCCAAUGGCUCGCUGCCCAAUCUCUGCGUGAAAUCGGCCCUUCUUUCCCCUCUCCCAAGAAGGCCUACACCAGUGCCUAA
Messenger RNA from Sugiyamaella lignohabitans, 1044 nucleotides. RefSeq names its product adenosine kinase (gene ADO1). Gene Ontology annotation, biological process: purine ribonucleoside salvage. Gene Ontology annotation, cellular component: cytosol; nucleus. The transcript has a single exon. Gene Ontology annotation, molecular function: adenosine kinase activity. The coding region runs from base 1 to 1044 and encodes 347 amino acids. NCBI's taxonomy places the organism in Eukaryota, Fungi, Ascomycota, Dipodascomycetes, Dipodascales, Trichomonascaceae. The record is from RefSeq and is a predicted model, not a curated record.